Symbiodinium pilosum is the source of this 1599-nucleotide messenger RNA. The record is from the annotation of a GenBank genome assembly. NCBI's taxonomy places the organism in Eukaryota, Dinophyceae, Suessiales, Symbiodiniaceae.
AUGCUGCAAAAGGGCUUGCUUGAGGAAGUUGCCGGGGGCAUUGUAUCUCUCGACACGCCUGCGGCAGAUGCCAUUGGCCGUUAUCGCCAGGUGAUCGAGUAUCUCACCAGGCCUGAGCCGAAGUAUGGAGAUGCAGCAGGCCUUGUGGAGUUAGAUCCGGCUUUCAUGUGGAUAGAGACUGACCCGGCCAAGCUCGCCAUGAUCGGGGCGGAGAUGAACAGACUCUGCGGCCUUGAUGAGUACGAUUUUGCCGCUGAGGCAGAAGAAGACGAAGAAGUUCGGCAGAGACAGGCUGAGCAGGCCUCCACCAUGGCCUGGACAUUCACCAGUGUGCUGGAGCAGGGGGAGGUGCUGACACCCCAGGAGUUGUCCGAGCUUCUUCCGCGAGCUGAUGAAUGCACAAGAAGAGUUCCUCAUGCGUCUAGGCAAAGGCCAACGAAAGUUUGCACCGUGGCUUUCGACAGUGACGUUGUCUAUGGCAAGGUGUAUUGGCCUGGGAGGCAUCGCAAGUGGGGCUGGGGAAACCCGCUGGGCAAGUUGCACCGGCAGGGCCUGCAGCUUUGUCAAUCCAGCGGUUGGCAGGCUGUUCAAGAGGACGAUGAUAGCAUUGUCCCGGCGUUCUGCUGGCCAACUCGACAGGCUGGAAAGUUUCCAGCCAGUCAGAUGGUGGCGGACGUGCUCCCACUUAUCCGACCCUUCCCCCAGGAUUUUACGGGGCGUUUGGACAACAAGGCACAGCUUGCCAUACAUCUCCAAGCUGCCGGUCAUUCCGACAUCCAUCCAGCGACGUGGGAUGCGCAAGAGUUUUUAGCAGACCCACCGGGUGAACAGGGCCUUUUCUUUCUGAAGCACAGUCUGGGAGUGAAGGGCACAGGUGUGCAUUUGUUUGAGCGCUCUUCGCUUCUGGAGCGGCUGCGCGAGCUUGGGCACAAAGGAUCUAAGCAAUUCAUAGUUCAGCGCUAUGUAUGGCCACCUGCUUUGCGCAACGGGCGGAAGUGGGUGUUGAGAGCACACGCUCUCCUACAUGGGCUCCCGGAUGGGACGCUUGGGCUGUACUGCCAUGACGACAUUAUCACUUUGGAGUAUGGUCAGCCGUACACAGAGCAGCUAGAUUUGCGCGCCGCCCAUAUUAGCAAUGUCGCGAAGCUGAAGCACUUGCCUAAACCCACACUGGUGGAAGAUCCAGGGCUGAGGCAGCAAGUUCAACAACUGACUCGGCAGGUUUUUGGAGCCGUCGCGGAAUAUGCGCCACGGGGGCCGUACGCUCCAAAAGAAUCUGAACUUUGCCAGGUUUUCGGCUUGGACAUAAUCCUGGAUGCCGGUGGGAAAGCCUGGCUACUUGAAGUGAAUGACUACCCGGCUAUUGGAUCAGGUACAAUGGAGCACGUCGACACGGCCGUUUACACUCGACUAGUCAGAGACGUGCUGCUGCUAGUCGUGUCUCCCAAGCUCGACGGCGUCGACUCCAACCCAGGUGGUUGGGUUUCCCUGAGCCUGCCAACUGCCAGAAAAGUGGUCUGCUUCAGCCCCGCAGCGCGUGUUUCUGCAGAGAUGUUCCUUCUUUCCAGACAGUACAUGGCCAGUCCAGCUUUUGCAUAG